GUGUACCGCCCGCCAUGAUUUUCUCUCCUCGUGCGAACUCCUUAAAUACUCCCUCCGAAGACCCAGUCUUGGAUCUUCCCCCCUUCGACCAAGCAUUUAAAUCCUCUGCAGAUCAUUUCAUCAUUAAUCACUGAAUUGAUCGUCGCUGUCAACAUGGGUUUUCUGCAGAAGAGUGCCAAUCUGGCUCUGAGCCUGGGUGCGACCGCGCUGGCUCUGGGCUGUGCUGCCGAGGCUGCGCCCAGCGUCACCACGGAGCAGGGCGUUGUCUACGGUUUCGCCCAGAAUGAGACCAAUGUCUACCUGGGCAUUCCCUUUGGUCAGUCCACCGCUGGUGAACAUCGCUGGAAGGCUCCCAGACCUGCUGCCUCCUAUGAGGGGGGUAGCUUCGAGGCUACCGCCUAUGGUCCCACGUGUGCCCAAGCCAUGUCCGGCACUGCGAUUGUCGCCCAGAGCGAGGACUGCCUCAACCUGAACGUCUGGACUCCGCAAAAUGGCUCUGAUCUGCCGGUCUUUGUCUACGUCUACGGUGGCGCCAUGGUCACUGGAGGCAACAGCAAUGCCCAAUGGCAGGGAUACAACUUUGCUCGCAAGGAUGUCAUCUACGUCAACCUGAACUACCGGGAGAGCGUGUAUGCUUCUCCCAACGCCCUCGAGCUGGAGGGCUCGUCGAAGACGCAGAACUUUGGCAUCCUCGAUGUGGAGUUGGCCCUGGAGUGGAUUUAUGACAACAUCGAAGCCUUCGGAGGUAACAAGUCGCGCAUUGUGCUGGGAGGUCACUCCUCCGGUGGUGUGCACGUUGAUGACUAUCUCUGGAACCACCCCGACACCUUCUUGGCUGGUGCCAUUGAGAUGUCGGCCAAUGCUCAGUCUGGCCCGGCCAUUACCCCUGUGGGCGUGGGUCUCCAGCAGGUGGUGCAGGACAUGAUCGAUGCCGGAGUCUCCCUGGACUGCACGGCUGAGAACUACACGUUGGCCUGCCUGCGCAAGGUGGAUACCUACGACUUCCAGACCAGCUACUUCAACUCGACCUCCAACACGUGGUUCAGCCCCGUCGUGGAUAACAUCACCCGCUUCUCCAACUACACGGACCGCUUCGUCAACGGCCACUACCCCAAGUCGCUGCCGCUGAUUGUCGGGAACUCGGACCAAGAGGGCAAGAUCUUCGGCUAUGUCUAUGCCUCCGAGAACACUAACUUCUCCUCGUGGAUCCGCACCUUCGAUGCGGAUCUGGCCUUUGUCCCUGCCGACGAGCUGCUCGCCGCCUAUAACUCGGACGACUACUCCUCCGUCUCCUUCAUGAGCGGUGCCUCGUACGGCGAUGCCCGCUUCCACUGCGCCACCGACUACUUCCUCGACCUGCGGGCUGAGGAGCAGAACACCUGGAUCUACCGCUGGUUUGGCAACUACUCCAACGUGCUGGGUGUCGCCGACAUUGGCCCUUCCCACGGCAGCGAGGUGCCCUUCUUCCACGGCGGCAACGAGUGCUUCUCUAAGUUGACCGGGGUUACUGCCGCUGAGCAGGACCUGGCUGACUACAUGAACGACUGGUUUGUCGCUUGGAUCAAGAACCCCAGCGCAGGACCCGGCUGGGACCAAGCCACCCCGGUCAACGGUCCCCUGGCCCUGCUGGGUGUGCCUGGCAACGAGGAGGCGAUUGAGUCGGCCGAGACUGGCACCUACAACCAGCGCUGCCAAAACACCUACAAACCCAACUACCCCAACUACCCGGUGGUGCUGAACCCGGUGGAAUUGGCCGCCAGUUCCUAGAGUGGGGAGGGAAGAAAAUCCGUUAAUUAGGGGGGGUGAGAGGAGCCAUUGUGCAUGGCCAAGCAGCACACCAGCCCUUGUUCUAAAUACAUAAUUCUCUUUCAUUUCGUCCAAUUCGUUCAUUUUUUGUGUAUUAACUUAGACUUUUCGCUUCGCAUGGUGGGAUUUAUUCGUCAGCGGGACACCUUGCAUGAUUAAGCCAGAGGAACUUGUUUUAAUUUACGUGAAUCAGACCAUGCUUAACCU
This is a messenger RNA of Aspergillus saccharolyticus JOP 1030-1, 2013 nucleotides long. Its product is annotated as carboxylesterase. The coding region runs from base 154 to 1767 and encodes 537 amino acids. NCBI's taxonomy places the organism in Eukaryota, Fungi, Ascomycota, Eurotiomycetes, Eurotiales, Aspergillaceae. The transcript has 2 exons. The record is from RefSeq and is a predicted model, not a curated record.